Messenger RNA from Cylas formicarius (sweet potato weevil), 3015 nucleotides. RefSeq lists its product as uncharacterized. The transcript is spliced from 15 exons. NCBI's taxonomy places the organism in Eukaryota, Metazoa, Arthropoda, Insecta, Coleoptera, Brentidae. Gene Ontology annotation, cellular component: extracellular region. The coding region runs from base 217 to 2904 and encodes 895 amino acids. The record is from RefSeq and is a predicted model, not a curated record.
AAGGGUCCGCAGCCGUUCGAUAGCGAAAGUGUUUUUGGUGCAACCGCUUCCACCGGGUACUACUACUACCGCUGGGUACCACUGUUGGGGUGCGCGCCGUCAUCGGUUUGUUUUGGUGCGUGUUUUGAUUGUCCCACAGUUUGCUCGUGUUGUCUGUGACGCGACUUCGUUUUAGUGCGUUUUUUUUUUAUACGGAGGAUCGCGUAAAAAAGCCAAAUGUGGACCAUCCAGUCGGGCCUAUUACUAUCCGUAUGCGUACUGGGCAGCGUAAGUUUGGAUAUCGAAGUAGUAAACCAAUGGUCGCUGUUGGAAUUUCAACCCCCAUACGGAUACGGAGCAAGAGACUUUAGACCCGAAAAUACAGUAUUUACCGGUUUGGAAAUUACGCCCACGAGGAUAUUUAUAGCGACCCCAAGACUGCGCGCAGGUAUACCAGCUACGCUCUCGACCAUUCCCAGAAAUUCACCCCCCGGUUCUAGUCCAAGGCCGCAGCCAUAUCCCGAUUGGUCGUACCAUACUGUUGGUUUAGGGAGUGACAAUUCUACUGCGUGUUCCGGUUUGAUAUCGGUAUACCGGAUGAGACUGGAUUCAUGCAAUCGAUUAUGGGUAUUGGAUUCUGGAAUAAUGACUUCCAUUGAUGAUUUUCAAAGAAUUUGUCCACCCAAAUUGGUAGUUUUCGAUCUCAGGAACGACCGAGUUGUGCGAACUGUGGUGUUUCCCAGGGAAGUACUUAGGCCCGCGUCCCUUUUAGCUAAUCUGAUUAUCGAUGAGAGCGUCCAGGGUACAUGUGAUUCGGCUUUUGUGUACAUGGCUGACACUGCCGCUCCGGCAAUUCUUGUCUACGAUGCGAUCCGCGACACUGCUUGGAGGGUGAGCCACCCCAGCAUGUUCCCGGAUCCCGAUUUUGCCACGUAUAGCAUAGGGGGAGAAACGUUCACUUUGCCAGAUGGAGUCGUUGGAUUGGCCCAUUCACCAAAAUUGGCAACCGUAUUCUUUCAACCUUUGGCAACUGAUAGAAUCUUUAGUAUACCCACUGCUACGUUGACCAAGGGACCUCCAGCAGAAUUCGAAGAUAUCCCCGUAGCGUUGGCCGGAAGGAAAUCUUCGCAAGGUCUAGGUCUGGCAAUGAAUUUACAGGACGAUUCGCUCUACUUUAGUCCCGUCACAGAAACAUCUAUAGCGUCGUGGAACCCUAUUACUAAUCGACAGAGUCUUCUGGCUUACGAUCCCGAGCUGCUCCAGUUUUGCUCGGAGCUGAGAUGGAAAGAGGACGGGAUAUGGCUGCUUUCGACCCGGUUCCAAAAGUAUUUCAAGAGGACCGUGUCGCCGAACGAAGUUAACUUGAGAGUAAUCAGGAUUCCGCUGUCAAACAGGAUCGUAAAUGCGCUUAACAACAAUUUGUAUUGCGAUUAUUCGCGGUUACAGUCGUUUAGUUUUCCAGUCAUGCACUCGAGGAAAUUGGUAUUUGUUCUAGUCGUGUACGGUUUGAGUAUCGUGCCGGUUUUGGCGGGCAGUCGAGACUACGCUCGUCUUUUCAUGAAGGAUUAUAACAGCGUAAGACGGGAAAAUAAAUCGAGUCGAACAUGGUUGUGUUUAGUUUUGGGCAUCUGCUGGACGAACCCACCGUCUCGCAUAGUAGCUGAAACUCCACCGCUGAAUCAAAUUUUCCAAUGGAAGCAGCUGGAAUUCGAUUACACGAAUCCUACCGAUCGGGAGCGAGAUAUUCGAAACGGCGUCUUCGCCGUAGGCGAAAUAGCACCCAUCGAUGUGGACGUCUAUUAUUCGGCCAGUACCAUCAACAAUCACAUCUUUAUCACCAUACCUAGGUUUCGAAGUGGAAUCCCAGCCACCUUAGGUACAAUAUCGAACAAGGUAUUGGACGGUAAUCCUAUUAUCAAACCUUAUCCAUCCUGGCCUUGGCAUCAAGACUCCAGGGAAUGCCGCAGUGAUAGGAUCGUCUCCGUGUUCAGAGUGAAGAUUGACGAAUGCGACAGGUUAUGGGUUUUGGAUACUGGAAAAAUUGGAGACCGUCAGAUGUGUAAACCUCAGAUUUUAGCGUUCGAUUUGAAAACGGAUGAGGUAGCUCAUAGGCACGAAUUUGAUUCUACGGUUGUUACACCGAUAUCGAUAUUGGUAACGCCAGCUGUAGACGUCAGAAAUAUACAUGCCGGAUGCAAGGACACCUUCGUUUAUAUAGCUGACGUCACGGGUUUCGCGAUAAUCGUCUAUGACGUCAGGAAUGACAAAUCUUGGAAAAUACAAGAUAAGACUAUGUAUCCGUACCCGUCGUACGGUACAUACGACAUCGAAGGGGACAGCUUUGAACUUAUGGACGGAAUACUCGGACUCGCUCUGUCCCCGUAUCGGCCCGGGGAAGACAGAAUUCUUUUUUACCACGCCAUGUCCAGCCCGACGGAAAAUUGGGUGUUCACGUCUCAUCUCAGGAACCAAUCGCUUUUUGAGGAGGACCCUAGUUCGUCCCCACAAAUUUUUAACACCUAUUCGAAGGAACGCAAAACCCAAUCGGCAGCAGAGGAUAUAGAACGCAGUGGCAUAAUGUUUUUCGGUUUGAUCGGCAAUUCGCAAAUAGCUUGUUGGAACAUCCAAACCGAUUACGAUCCAAAGUAUUUCGACAUUGUCGCAAGUAAUAGAGUCACCCUGCAAUUCCCAAGUGGAUUGAAGGUCAUUACGAAUAAAAAAGGUGUGCAGGAAUUGUGGGUUCUGAGCUCGAGGUUCCAGAAGUUGGCUAACGGUUCGCUUAAACCCAACGAGACCAAUUUUAGAAUCCAAGCGGGAAAAGUGAGUGAUCUGCUGUACGGAACGAAAUGUAAAGGAAAACACAAUCUAGUUAAGCCGCCUCAUGCCAAUGGCGGCGGUUAUGGAUUGUAUGGGAGUACCGGCUGAGCAGUAACGACAAAAGAUUGAUAAGCCAAAGUCACUAAGUCAUCACCUCUAUAGUACCUUAAGUUUUUUGUAUAAAAUUUUUGUAUUUAUUCAAUAAAAUGAUAAGCGUCG